AGAGAGAGAGAGAGAGGCUAUUAAACAGCCACAAUGGAAUCUUCACUGGCUCCAAGGCAACUAAAGGUGAACUCUGUGCACAAUAUGAGUCAUUCACGAGGUCUACCUGGGCUCCCACCAUGGCCUACAACAUCUGACAAAGAGCCAUCAGACCUGUAUAAGGUGGCUUCUGUGCACAAUAUGAGCCAUUCAAGAGGUCUACCUGGGCUUCCGCCGUGGCCUACAGCAUAUGCUAAAGAGCCAUCAGACUUGUAUAAGCUGGUCUUGAAGCACAGUCACUAUCCCCCACUAAUGCAAAGCACAUCAUGGACUCUGGCAGCUCCAUUUAAAGAACAACGUUAUCACCGCAACCCUAGCAACUCUAUAGCAAAUAACUAUACGCCCACUGCACGGGAUCUAAAACUCAGUAAACUUUCUGUAAAGUUGUCUUCUCCCAGAGCAAGUACAGGCAAGAUUUCAUCUCGAUCGAAACCACUAUUGCCUUCUAAAGAAGAAAUGUCUGCACAGAAAAAGCCAAAACUGUCUCCCAGAAGCAAAUAUAUCUCUGAUAGGUCAACCACAGCCAGACAAAGUACCUUAGAACCAUUGUUUUCAGAAUUAGACACCUCACCUACAGAUGGUAUGGUCCACCCAGACAUCCAGUCCAUGACCCCAGAGGAGCAGUUUGAAGUUAUGUUACAGCAUGAGCAAGAAAAGAACAAGCUAAGGAAGAUUCCAUCUGAAAGAGACCUAGAGAGAUAUUUUUACUACAUAAACCACGGAAUUCAGAAAGAAAUGCUAGCACCUCAGGGGAGCAAACAGAUGGACAACAUCUUGGCAAAUGUUCCCAGCCAACUUUUGAAUAAUCCAGAUUUGGAUGACUUGCUUACAGAAAUAAAAGAAGAGAUUGAACAUGAUUACCACUCCAGCCUCAGGAAAAAUAUUGUUGAUUAUAUUUUAAAAGACCCAGAAGAGAAAGAAAGGCUGUUUAUUGCCAGCACACCUCCCAGUUACCCUAUUCGAGUAAUCCGUGCCCCAGUCCCUUGGCACACAUCCUGCAGAGAUGCCAAAAACUGGACUGAAGAACACCUCUUCAUGGUGAAUCCAAUGAUGUUGUCUCUGCAAGAUCUCUGGCACCAACAAUUUGCUGACUUAAGGUUUGUUCGAACAAAGGAUCUGCUCACUGGCAAUUUGCCUCUACUUCCCGCUGAAUUUGAAGAGCUGGUUCACAACCAUUGUCUGGAAGCACGUACCACAUUACGAAAUAAGUGGAUACCAGCUUGCGCCUCUCUCUUUAUAAGUCAUAAGGAUAAAUGGAUGCAUUUAGUUCCCCAGAAUGACUACAAUUCUCUGGUCCGAGUGGAAGAAUUUUUUGCAUGCGUUUCGUCCUUGAUGUCUUUGCAGCUACGUGAAAUGGUGAUCAAUUCUCUUCAAGACAUGCUUUCUUUUUUCAGUAUACACAAGGAUGGAAAUGAUUUUGGAGAUAUAUAUGAUGACAUGAAAUUCUUCAUUCCUCAAGUUCUUAUAAUCAAGCUAAAAACUGAAGAACCCAAAAUUGCAUUUGAUCCAAUGUUGGAGGAAUGUUGGAAUCUAAUAAAACGCUGUUUUUACAAAAUUAUACAGAGUGCAGAAGGAAUUCCAAAAGUAGAAGGGAGCCUUUUUCCUGGACUUCAAGUGGACAAUACAAACCUGAGGUCCGUCAAACAAGAGGAGUCUUUAGUUUCGGAAUUUAUCAGCCAAACACUGGAAAUAUUCAACAAGAACUUUGUUGGGCCCCAGAAGUAUUUAAAUGUUUACAAGAAAUACAAUGACCUCUUAAAUAAGAAAGCUCAGCAGGAUGUUAACACGUUUCUACGGGAGGAACAUUCACUGCAGGCAUUUACCAAGAAAAUUGAUAACCUAAGACAGCUACAGAGAGAGAUCGCCUCCAUGCACAUUACAGUUCCAUUGGCCAUGUUCUGUCUGGAUGCAUCAAGACUGAAUGAGGAUCUCUGCGCCAGAGCCCAAAACCUGAAAGAUCGUCUGAUCCAGUUUAAAGUGGAUGAAAACCGAGAGCUCAAUAAAGGAAUAUGUUAUAAAUACAACAGCAUUGCUAGUCGAGUCAACGAACUACCUACAACUACUGCCGAAUUAGUUGCCCUUACAGACUUUCUAAGACUCUCAAGUGAUGUAACCGUUUAUAAACUAAAGGAUGAAAUCUCAGAAGCCGCAAGCAGACUGGCAUUUCUUCUGGAUUAUGCGACACUUCAGUAUGAUGAUCUGAAGCUGAACAGCACAGUCUUCCACUGGCCGGAACAAAUAGAGACGGUCUUUGAUGUCAACAACAGCCGCUUACUGGCCAGGAGAGAUCAGGCUGAGGUUGAGCUAAGGAAGAGACGUACUCAAUUUGAGAAAACACUUAAAGGCUACAGUGCAGACGUUGAAGCAUUUAAAAAACGCGAGACGGCAACCCUCGAUGAAAUGAAGAGCAAUGUUGAAAAACUAAAGGAACUGGAGAAGAAUUUGAAUGCAGCCCUGGUAGAAUUUGAGGAAAUCAAUACAGAAGAAGAGUUGCUUGAAUGGGAGAAAAGUCAAUUUCCUUUGUUACAAGAAAUAAUGAUAAAUAAGCUUCCCUUUGAACAACUUUGGAUAACGGCUUAUAAUUUCAACUGUAAAUCCGAGGAAUGGAUGAAUAGUUCUUUCCAGGAUUUAAAUGCAGAGGAAAUCACAGAGGAAAUUGGGAACAUGUGGAGGACAAUGUACAAGCUGUCCAAAAGUCUUGGCGAUUUGCCAGGGCCAAGAAGGGUAGCAGAGAACAUGAAAUUCAAAAUUGAGAAGUUCAAAGUGCAUCUUCCAAUCAUCUCUGUAAUCUGCAACCGCGGAAUGAAGAGUCGACAUUGGGAGCAGAUCAAUGAAAUUGUUGGAUUUGAUAUUACACCGGAGCAAGAAACAUCUCUUAUUAGCAUGCUGGAAUUUGGACUAUCAAAAUAUAUCGAUAGAUUGGAGCAAAUUGGAGCAUCUGCAAGCAAAGAGUACUCCCUGGAAAAGGCUAUGGAAAAGAUGAAAUCAGAAUGGUCAACGAUAAAUUUUACCUUCAUCAGAUACCGAGAUUCAAACACAAGCAUAUUGUCUGCUGUUGAUGAUAUCCAGUUACUUCUUGACGAUCACAUUGUUAAAAUACAAACAAUGUGUGGCUCUCCAUUCAUUAAACCAAUCGAAGCUGAAGCCAAGGAAUGGGAGCAGACCCUUGUUCUUAUUCAAGACAUCUUGGACUCUUGGUUGAAAUGUCAAGCAACUUGGUUGUACUUGGAGCCUAUAUUUAGUUCUGAAGAUAUUAUUGCACAGAUGCCAGAAGAAGGUAGAAAAUUUGGCAUUGUGGACACUUAUUGGAAGGACAUUAUGUCAGAGGCGGUAAAAGAUACCAAAGUGCUUAUCGCAACAAAACAGGAAAACAUGUUAGGAAGACUGCAGGAAUCCAAUAUCCUACUGGAAGAUAUCCAGAGAGGUCUCAAUGCUUACUUAGAAAAGAAGAGAUUGUUCUUCCCAAGGUUUUUUUUCCUUUCAAAUGACGAGCUGCUCGAAAUCUUAUCAGAAACCAAAGACCCAUUGAGGGUACAACCUCACUUGAAGAAGUGCUUUGAAGGGAUAGCUAAGCUGGACUUCACUGAAGAUAUGGAAAUCACCGGUAUAGUCAGCUCAGAGAAAGAAACAGUUCCUUUAAUUCAGAAAAUCUUCCCGGCUAAAGCAAAAGGCAUGGUUGAAAAAUGGCUUUCGCAAGUGGAAGAAAAUAUGUUAUCUAGUAUGAGACAAGUGAUCCAAGAUGGAGUAGAAGGAUAUGUCGAGGUUCCACGAAAGCAAUGGGUCUUGCAGUGGCCUGGUCAAGUGGUCAUCUGUGUCUCCUCUAUUUACUGGACUCAAGAAGUAUCUGAAGCUAUUGGUCAAGGGACAUUACAGUCCUUCUUAAGUAAAAGUAACAAACAAAUUGGUGAGAUAGUCGAACUUGUAAGAGGAAAAUUGUCAGGUGGAGCACGCGCUACACUUGGAGCACUUACUGUCAUCGAUGUUCACGCCCGUGAUGUUGUAGCAAAACUAGCAGGGGACAAAGUCUCAAGUUUGAGUGACUUUCAAUGGAUCUCUCAACUGAGAUAUUACUGGGAAGAUCGAGAUGUUAUGGUCCGAAUGAUCACUACAGAUGUCAAAUAUGGAUACGAAUAUUUGGGAAACUCUCCUCGCUUGGUUAUAACACCACUGACCGACAGAUGCUAUAGAACAUUAAUGGGAGCACUGAAGCUCAAUCUUGGUGGGGCUCCAGAAGGACCUGCAGGAACUGGUAAAACUGAAACCACAAAAGAUCUGGCAAAAGCAUUAGCCAAACAGUGCGUUGUGUUUAAUUGCUCGGAUGGGCUUGAUUAUAAAGCCAUGGGUAAGUUCUUCAAAGGUCUUGCGCAAUCCGGAGCCUGGGCUUGUUUUGAUGAAUUCAACAGAAUUGAGGUUGAGGUGUUAUCAGUAGUUGCUCAGCAGAUUCUAAGCAUACAGCAGGCCAUCAUACGCAAUCUGAAAACAUUCAUCUUUGAAGGUACAGAGCUGACACUGAAUCCCACCUGCUCAGUGUUUAUUACCAUGAAUCCUGGAUACGCUGGGCGAGCAGAGCUUCCCGACAAUCUAAAGGCAUUAUUCAGAACCGUGGCUAUGAUGGUCCCAGACUAUGCGUUAAUUGGGGAGAUCUCUCUGUACUCCAUGGGAUUCCUGGACUCUAGAAGCUUGGCCCAGAAAAUUGUUGCCACAUAUAAAUUGUGUUCUGAGCAGUUAUCAUCGCAACAUCACUACGACUACGGGAUGCGAGCAGUAAAAUCUGUUCUUACGGCAGCUGGAAACCUCAAACUGAAAUACCCAGAGGAAAAUGAGAGUGUGUUACUAUUGCGUGCUCUGCUGGAUGUGAACUUGGCAAAAUUCCUGGCACAGGACGUUCCUCUAUUUCAGGGGAUUAUUUCCGAUCUUUUCCCUGGAGUGAUUCUUCCCAAACCAGAUUAUGAUUUAUUUGUUAAUGCACUCGAAGAGAAUAUCGCAAAAAUGAAGCUGCAGGCAGUUCCGUGGUUCAUUGGGAAAAUAAUCCAGAUCUACGAAAUGAUGUUGGUUCGGCAUGGCUUCAUGAUUGUUGGAGACCCACUGGGUGGAAAAACAUGUGCUUACAAAGUGCUGGCAGGAGCACUAGCUGAUUUAUAUGCAGCUAAAUCAAUGGAUGAGUAUGCAGUUGAGUUUAGAAUAAUCAAUCCAAAGGCCAUUACCAUGGGACAGUUGUAUGGAUGUUUCGACCCAGUGAGUCACGAAUGGACAGAUGGAGUCUUGGCAACUACUUUCCGUGAUCAGGCUUCUUCAACUUCAGACGAUAGAAAGUGGAUUAUAUUUGAUGGCCCAGUGGAUGCCGUUUGGAUUGAAAACAUGAACACUGUCCUUGAUGACAAUAAAAAGCUGUGCUUGAUGAGUGGUGAGAUCAUACAGAUGAGUUCAAAGAUGAGUUUAAUUUUUGAACCUGCUGAUUUGGAGCAAGCUUCUCCUGCUACUGUGAGCAGGUGUGGUAUGAUCUAUAUGGAACCACAUCAGCUUGGGUGGAAACCUCUGAAAGACUCGUACAUGGAUACUCUGCCUGAGAACCUGACAAGUGAACACAGGGAAUUGAUUAAUGACAUGUUUAACUGGCUCGUUCAGCCAUGCUUGGAGUUUAUCCGCCUUGAAUGCAAAUUUUUAGUUCAUACAUCUCCUAUUCACCUGACAUACUGCAUGAUGAGACUCUACUCCUGUUUGCUAGAUGAAAUAAAGCGUUCUGGUGAAGAUGGUAAAGAAUCCAUGUCAAGUCAGCAGAUCACAUUAUGGCUGCAGGGUCUCUUCCUGUUUGCUUUAGUGUGGACAAUUGGUGGAACCAUCGAUGCAAACAGCAGAAAGAAAUUUGAUGCUUUCUACCGUAACCUCAUAAUGGGAACAAAUGACCUGCAUCCUCGACCAAAAAGUGUCAAACUGACAAAGAACAAUAUAUUCCCAGAAAGAGGAACGGUCUAUGAUUUUUAUUUUCACAAACAAGCCAGUGGGCAGUGGAAUAUUUGGACAGAUUAUAUUACUACAGAAGAAAUGACCAUUCUCCCGACAGCCAAGGUCUCUGAUCUUAUUAUCCCUACGAUGGAAACCGCACGGCAGUCCUUCUUUUUGAAAACCUAUUUGGAGCAUUCCAUUCCUAUGCUGUUUGUUGGGCCAACUGGAACCGGGAAAUCUGCAAUAACCAACAACUUUUUAAUAAAACUCCCCAAACAAAAAUUUGUCCCCAAUUGCAUCAACUUCUCAGCUAGAACAUCUGCUAACCAGACUCAAGAUAUUAUAUUCUCUAAGUUGGAUAGGAGACGAAAGGGUCUUUAUGGACCUCCAGUAGGAAAGAAGGCAGUGGUUUUUGUAGAUGAUCUAAACAUGCCUGCAAAAGAGGUAUAUGGAGCCCAGCCACCCAUUGAACUACUUCGACAAUGGAUAGACCAUGGACACUGGUAUGAUAGAAAGGAUACAUCAAGACUGGAUAUUGUAGAUUUAGAGCUCAUAUCAGCAAUGGGUCCCCCUGGUGGAGGGAGGAAUGACAUUACAGGCCGCUUCACUCGCCACUUGAACAUUGUAUCCAUAAAUGGUUUUGAUGAUGAAACAUUAACCAAAAUAUUUAGCACAAUAUCUGAUUGGCACUUCGGCAAAGGUUUCGAUGUUGCAUUUAUAAGAUCUGGCAAACUGAUGAUUCAGGCCACCAUGGCCAUUUACAAAACAGCUGUCGAAAACUUCCUCCCAACGCCAUCUAAAUCCCAUUAUGUCUUUAAUCUGCGAGACUUUUCCCGUGUUGUCCGAGGAGUAUUGCUGUGUCCACAUACCCACCUACAGGACACCGACAAGCUCAUCAGACUAUGGAUCCAUGAAGUUUACCGUGUAUUUUAUGACCGACUAACUGAUCCUGACGACAGGAACACAUUUUUUAACAUGGUAAAAGAGACAACAUCCAAUGUCUUCAAGCAGAGCGUUGACAAGCUUCUCAUUCAUUUAGCACCUACUGGAAAAGUAGUCGAUGAUAACAUUCGAAGUCUCUUCUUUGGAGACUUUGCCAAGCCUGACAGUGACAUUAAAGUGUAUGAUGAAAUCACUGACUUAAAACAGCUGACAUCUACAAUGGAAUACUACUUGGACGAAUUCAACAAUAUGAGCAAAGCACCUAUGUCACUGGUAAUGUUUAAAUUUGCCAUUGAGCACAUCUCAAGAAUCUGUCGAGUGCUAAAACAGGACAAUGGCCAUCUACUGUUGGUCGGCAUAGGUGGAAGCGGCCGUCAGAGCGCAACAAAACUGUCCACCUUCAUAAACUCCUUUGAGCUCUUUCAAAUUGAGAUUACCAAGAAUUACACCAUUAUUGAGUGGCGAGAAGAUAUUAAGAAAAUUAUGUUGCAAGCCGGUGUGGCUGGCAAAAACACAGUGUUCCUCUUUUGUGAUAACCAAAUAAAAGAUGAGGUAUUUGUGGAGGAUAUAAACAUGCUCUUGAACACUGGCGAUGUCCCUAAUAUAUUCCCAGCUGAUGAAAAGGCAGAAAUAGUCGAAAAAAUGCAGUCAAUAGCACGGACAGAAGGCAGAAAAAUUGAAGCCACUCCAAUGGCCAUGUAUAACUUCUUCAUAGAAAGAGUGAGAAACAACUUGCAUAUAGUACUGGCAAUGAGUCCUAUCGGGGAUGCUUUCCGUAACCGUCUGCGCAUGUUUCCAUCGUUAAUCAAUUGCUGUACUAUAGACUGGUUCCAAACCUGGCCAACUGAUGCUUUGGAAAUGGUUGCAAAUAAGUUUCUUGAAGAUGUGGCCCUUGAGGAUGAAAUUAGAAAAGAGGUUGUCUCCAUGUGCAAGUAUUUUCAAGAAAAUGUCAAACAACUGUCAGACAGUUAUUACAACACACUGAGAAGGCAUAAUUAUGUCACUCCGACGUCCUAUUUGGAAUUGAUCCUGACUUUCAAGACCUUGUUAAACAGCAAAAGACAUGAAGUGGAUACAAUGAGAAACCGCUACCUUGUGGGUUUACAGAAACUUGACUUUGCUUCGUCACAAGUCGCGAUUAUGCAAAAAGAACUGACUGCACUUCAACCGGAAUUGAUUAAAACUUCAGCCGAAACAGAGAGGAUGAUGAUCAAGAUAGAAAAGGAGACGGUAGAUGUGGAUGCUAAAAAAGAACUUGUAUCUGCUGAUGAAAAGGUGGCUAAUGAAGCUGCGGCCGUUUCGCAAGCAAUCAAGGAUGAAUGUGAAGGAGACCUAGCAGAGGCCAUGCCAGCGUUAGAAGCUGCCAUAUCAGCUCUUGACACACUCAGCGCUGCAGAUAUAACUCUUGUGAAAUCUAUGCAGAAUCCUCCAGCUCCCGUUAAGCUUGUCAUGGAAAGCAUCUGUGUGAUGAAAGGCAUAAAGCCAGAGAGGAAGCCUGACCCCAGCGGAUCUGGCAAAAUGAUUGAAGACUACUGGGGGCCAUCACGAAAAGUUUUGAGUGAUCUUAAGUUCCUUGAAAGCUUAAAGGUGUUUGAUAAGGAUAAUAUUGCUCCUGCAAUCAUGAAAAGAAUCAGGGAAAAAUUCAUAGGAAAUCCUGAUUUCCAGCUUUCAGUGAUAAAGAAUGUAUCCUCAGCUUGUGAAGGACUCUGCAAGUGGGUCAGAGCCUUGGAGGUAUAUGACCGUGUGGCUAAAGAAGUAGCCCCCAAACGUGAACGACUUAAAGAAGCAGAAGGAAAGCUUGCUGUACAAAUGAAACAGUUAAAUAUCAAGCGGGCAGAGCUAAAGGCAGUAGAGGACCGUCUGCAAGCUUUGAAUGAUGAAUUUAAUGACAUGAACAAUAGAAAGCAAGAACUGGAAACCAACAUUGAAAUAUGCUCUCAAAAGUUAGUACGUGCAGAGAAAUUGAUCAGUGGUCUUGGAGGAGAAAAAGACAGAUGGACUGAAGCUGCACGAUUGUUAGGGAUAAAAUAUACCAAUCUUACAGGAGAUGUCCUUCUCUCCUCAGGCACAGUAGCCUACUUGGGUGCAUUCACCGUAGACUAUCGUCAAGAAUGUCAAAGCCAGUGGCAUGUUUUGUGCAAAGAGAAGAGAGUACCCUGUUCAAAUGACUUCAGCCUAAGUACUACUUUGGGUGAUCCAGUAAAAAUACGCGCUUGGCAGAUAGCUGGAUUGCCUGUUGAUUCUUUCUCGAUUGACAAUGGAAUAAUUGUAUCUAAUUCUAGAAGGUGGCCUUUGAUGAUUGACCCCCAGGGACAAGCUAAUAAAUGGGUGAAGAGUAUGGAAAAAGCAAACAAGCUUUCCAUUAUCAAGCUUUCUGACUCUACUUACACUAGGACCUUAGAAAAUGCUAUUCAGUUUGGAACCCCUGUUUUACUAGAAAACCUUGGUGAAGAAAUUGAUGCUGUUUUGGAGCCUCUAUUACUAAAGCAAACAUUUAAGCAGCAAGGUGUGGAAUAUAUUAGACUUGGUGAAAACAUUGUGGAGUACUCAAAAGAUUUUAGACUUUAUAUGACCACUCGUUUAAGAAAUCCACACUAUCUACCCGAAGUGGCUGUGAAAGUGUGUCUGUUAAACUUCAUGAUUACACCUCUUGGUCUUCAAGACCAGUUGCUUGGUAUUGUAGCUGCAAAAGAAAAACCAGAACUAGAGGAGAAGAAGAACCAGCUCAUCGUAGAAAGUGCAUCCAACAAAAAACAACUAAAAGAAAUUGAAGACAAAAUUCUUCAAGUCUUGUCCUCCUCGCAAGGAAACAUCUUAGAAGAUGAAACAGCCAUUCAAGUUUUGUCUUCGUCAAAGCUACUCUCUGAAGAAAUAUCUGAAAAGCAACAAAUCGCUUCAGCCACUGAAAAAGAGAUUGAUGAAACCAGAAUGGGAUACAAACCUGUUGCAGUCCAUUCGUCUAUUGUUUUCUUUUGUAUUUCUGAUUUGGCCAACAUUGAACCAAUGUAUCAGUAUUCACUAACAUGGUUUAUUAACCUUUAUGUACACUCACUUGCCCACAGUAAAAAAAGUGAAGACCUCCCAGAAAGAAUAGCAAAUAUAAUUGACCAUUUCACAAUAAGCAUUUACAACAAUGUUUGUCGAUCUUUAUUUGAAAAAGACAAGCUCCUUUUUUCACUCCUUCUGACUAUUGGCAUCAUGAAAGGACAAGACAAAAUAAAUGAUGAGGUUUGGAGAUUCCUCUUGACUGGUGGUAUAGCACUUGACAACCCAUAUCCAAACCCAGCUUCUCUAUGGUUGUCAGAUAAAUCUUGGGCUGAGAUUGUACGUGCCUCUAACCUCCAACCACUUCAAGGCUUUAUGGACCACUUUAAAAACAACGUUUCAAAAUGGAAGAAUAUCUAUGAUUCCUUGAAACCACAAAAUGAGCUAUUUCCAGAUGAAUGGCAAGCAUUAAGUGGAUUAAGCCGCAUGGUCAUUCUCCGAUGUCUUAGACCUGACAAAAUGGUCCCAGCAGUUCAGGAUUUCAUUGCAGAAAAUAUGGGGAAAAUGUUUAUUGAGCCACCAACAUUUGAUCUUGCUGGAAGUUACAAUGAUUCAAACUGCUGUGCACCGCUGAUUUUUGUGCUGUCCCCUGGUGCUGACCCUAUGGCAGGUUUGUUGAAAUUUGCCGAUGACCUGGGCAUGGGAGGAGAAAAUAUACAGACCAUUUCUCUUGGACAAGGCCAAGGACCAAUAGCUGCAAAAAUGAUAAGUCACGCAAUUAAAGAAGGAACUUGGGUUGUCUUGCAGAAUUGUCACCUUGCCAGCAGUUGGAUGUCUGCUCUAGAGAAAAUAUGUGAGGAGACCAUAGUGCCUGAGAACACAAAGGAGAAGUUCAGACUGUGGCUGACUAGCUAUCCAUCUGACCAGUUUCCUGUAAGCAUUCUCCAAAAUGGGGUAAAAAUGACAAAUGAGCCUCCGAAAGGCCUGAGAGCAAACCUGCUCCGAUCCUACCUGAAUGACCCAAUAUCAGAUCCCACGUUCUUCAACAGCUGCCGAAAACCUGACAUGUGGCAGAAGCUUUUAUUCGGACUUUGUUUUUUCCAUGCUCUCGUUCAAGAAAGAAGGAAUUUUGGACCAUUAGGAUGGAAUAUUCCUUACGAAUUCAACGAGUCUGACUUAAGGAUCAGUAUGAGACAGAUCCAAAUGUUUUUGAAUGAGUAUGAAGCUGUACCGUUUGAAGCAUUGACCUAUUUAACAGGGGAAUGUAACUACGGAGGAAGAGUUACAGAUGAUAAAGACAGGCGGCUCCUACUGUCCCUGCUUUCAAUAUUCUACAGCAAGGAUAUUCAACGAGAGAAAUACUGCCUUUCUUCUGGGGACAUCUAUUUUGUGCCAUCAUCUGGCACCUACCAGUCUUUUGUUGAUUAUAUUAGAAGUUUGCCGCAUAUAACUCAUCCAGAAGUGUUCGGACUUCAUGAGAAUGCAGACAUUACCAAAGAUAACCAAGAAACCAAUCAGCUUUUCAAUGGAAUUCUUUUAACGUUACCCCGACAAACUGCUGGAGGUGGUAAAUCCUCCCAGGAAAUUGUUGAGGACUUGGCCAGAGACAUACUGAACAAACUACCCAAAGAUUUUGACUUGGAGAAGGUGAUGGAGAAAUACCCAGUUGUGUAUGAGGAAUCCAUGAACACGGUGCUGAGGCAAGAGUUAAUUCGAUAUAACAGGCUCACAGGAGUGGUGCGGAGCAGUCUGAUAAACUUGCGAAAAGCAAUCAAAGGCCAAGUAUUAAUGUCAUCAGAACUGGAAAAUGUGUUCAACAGCAUGUUGAUAGGGAAAGUGCCAUCUAUGUGGGCUGCGAAAUCAUAUCCAUCCCUAAAACCUCUGGGGAGCUAUGUGUCGGACUUGCUCACACGACUGCAGGUCUUUGAGGACUGGAUAAAGAAUGGCCCACCAAAAGUGUUCUGGGUUUCUGGAUUUUAUUUCACUCAGUCAUUCCUAACGGGCGUCUCGCAGAAUUAUGCCAGAAAAUAUACAAUCCCAAUCGAUUAUAUUGGAUUUCAGUUUGAAGUGACAGUGCAUGAAAACAAUAUUGACGAGGCUCCGGAAGAUGGAGCUUAUAUUAAAGGCCUCUUUUUGGAAGGAGCACGGUGGGACAGACAAACAAUGAAAAUCGGAGAAUCUCUUCCCAAAAUACUGUAUGAUACUCUGCCUAUUAUUUGGCUGAAACCAGGUGAAAGUUCAAAGUUUGUCCAUGAAAAUAGCUACCUAUGCCCGGUGUAUAAAACCAGCGCGAGACGGGGGACAUUGUCAACAACAGGACACUCUACCAACUAUGUCCUCCCCGUGGAACUUCCUUCAGACAAGCCUGAGAAACACUGGAUAAACCGGGGAGUUGCUGCACUGUGCCAACUUGAUGAUUAAAUUUAUGCUUUGGUAAACAAGCACGGCGCCUCCAAAUGUUGACUUGCUUUAUCGGUUAAUUACUAUGCAUAUAUUAUUUUAAAUGCUCAAGACCAAACAGGGCAAUCUUGUUUUCAACAUGUGCCUUAAUUUCUAUAUAUUUAGUUCUAACCAGAGCAAUUAAUGGAUGAGAUCACUUUCAAAGCAACAGAUUGUUGAAUGUGUACACCAUUGUAGCAGUUACAGUAACUGAAUAGGAGUAUAAAUUGGGUAUAGUUAGUCGUUUUCUCCUAUUGUAAAAAACGCAGGUAAAGUUUUCCUUUAAUCUAAAGGGAUAAUUUGUGUCUCUUCACUAAAUUACCGACUCGUUAGAAACAUGCAGAUUAUUCACAGGAAUCUGCACUUUUUUCUUGCAGAUGGCAACUUAUAAAAUACAGUUUGUUAACCGUUUUAACCAAUUUACUACCAGUUAUGUUUAUUUGUUUUUUAGUUUUCAGAAUCUUUCUGUAUUACAAAACAAAGGUUAUGCUAUUAUAUUUCAAACAUUUGACAGCUUUCA
Molecule: messenger RNA, 12868 nt
Organism: Pelobates fuscus (common spadefoot toad)
Lineage: Eukaryota; Metazoa; Chordata; Amphibia; Anura; Pelobatidae
Gene: DNAH3
Product: dynein axonemal heavy chain 3
Exons: 62
Coding region: 34-12330 (4098 amino acids)
Biological process (GO): microtubule-based movement
Cellular component (GO): dynein complex
Molecular function (GO): ATP hydrolysis activity; minus-end-directed microtubule motor activity; ATP binding
Source: RefSeq, a predicted model, not a curated record